AUGUUUGUUGUGUCGUUUUUUCGUGGAUUGGACAUUGUGAAGUGGAUUCAACGUACGAGGGAAUGUGCAUUGGACCUGCUGACACCACGGCGUGAGGUACUUGAUAGAGCUGAGACGGGUUCAACGUGA
Molecule: messenger RNA, 129 nt
Organism: Brugia malayi
Lineage: Eukaryota; Metazoa; Nematoda; Chromadorea; Rhabditida; Onchocercidae
Exons: 1
Coding region: 1-129 (42 amino acids)
Source: RefSeq, a predicted model, not a curated record